Molecule: messenger RNA, 360 nt
Organism: Adineta ricciae
Lineage: Eukaryota; Metazoa; Rotifera; Eurotatoria; Adinetida; Adinetidae
Source: the annotation of a GenBank genome assembly
AUGUCUGUCCCAGCUCAAAUACUAUUUGGAUUUGUAUUAUUCAUUUUGUUUAUCAAUGGAGAAACAAGUUUAUGUCCAGAUACAUACAGUGUGAUUCUAAAUGGUUGUUAUAAAAUAAUUGUUAAUAUACAAAUGACAUGGUCAAAUGCAAAACAAUAUUGUCAUGAUGAUUUUAGAAGAUUAAAUAUCCAUGGAACAACACAUCUUGUUGCAUUUGAAAAUCCUGUUGAAAAAUCCGGACUUUUCUAUUGGAUCAAAGCAUAUAAUAUUUUUAAUGAUUUUUGGAUUGAUGGUGAAGUUUCAACAUUAUUAUGGACUUGGUCAAAUCAAGCAAUGAAAGAACAUGUUUUGUCCAAAUGA